Messenger RNA from Argiope bruennichi, 911 nucleotides. RefSeq lists its product as uncharacterized. Lineage: Eukaryota; Metazoa; Arthropoda; Arachnida; Araneae; Araneidae. The transcript has 3 exons. The coding region runs from base 103 to 747 and encodes 214 amino acids. The record is from RefSeq and is a predicted model, not a curated record.
UGUUUCUUAAUGAUGAGAAAUAAUCUUAUCAAAUUAUCCCUAUAAAAGAGAAAGAUCUCAAAUACCUUUCAAUCAGUGACGAUUUUCUGCAAGUUUCUCAAUAUGCUAAGACUCAUCUUUGCGGCUUUUUUUCUUCUUGGCGUGACCUUUGCAGCCAACUCAGCCAAUCAAUACGUCGACAAUGUGUUACAAUCAUCUCUUCGGCAAGAGCUUCUCUCUGGAAAUUUACUUCCUGCGCAGUUACCCGAUUUCAGAGUGCUUUUGAGUCUUACCAAGUAUCGUAAAGGCCAAACAGAAGUCGAUUUCACAUUCGGCAAUGUCACUGGCCUGGAUAAAAUCAAGAGGAAAGGGGACUGCUCUGGACCACGGAACUACAAGGGAGAGAUCAGCAUCAACUGCACUCUGAGCUUGUAUCCUCUGCAAUCUGCUCACAGAACACUCGUCAGGAACUCCACCUACACCAGUGUUGGUCAAGUGCAAGCAGUGAUCACAGAAGUACUUGUUGAUCUGAAAAUUGUUGGAAGGCCUCAGAAUUAUCUCGGUCUCUUAAAGAACUUCACUGUGGGUAAUUUGAAUACUCUUACUCCAGUAUUUUCGAACAUUCCUGCCUACAUAAGAGGCGAUCUACCGUAUCUUCAGAAGGCUUACCAAACGCAUGUAUUGGGCAAUUUGUAUGGGAUCUUUAGUCAAAGAUACGCCGAUGCUUUCCGUCGAGCUAUUGCUUUUAAACCCAUGCCACGACAAUAAAUGAUUGGAAAACUUUGAAAAGGACUCAUGUUUCGAUGGAUAAAUUUCUUUUUUUAGAAGUAACUAAUUUUUUUAAAUUUUUCAUUUUCUAACAUGUGCUGUACUGAAACGUAAUUAGAAAAAUAGAAAUUUUUCACAAUAAAAAAAAAAUUAUUCAAGCAUAA